GACGUUUGACAUUUGAGAAUAUACUGUGCGCGGUUUAUAUUGGUUCAGUGUCGUGUUUUAUUACGAUUUUAUGUGUAUUUUAAUUUUGUUUUACAGUAAAUUAACCAAAUACACAAUGUCUAAAAUAAUUUAAGUUCAAAGUUAACGAAAUCAACUAAAAUCAAGCACAGUUUCAUACAGAAACCGAAGGAAAUAUAUUACGAAAUAAAUACAAAAGUUACGUAUUUUGUGGUGACCAGUGUUAUCAACUAUCAAAUGCAGAUAUAAUCAGAUAAAGUAUUAUCCAAUAAAUUUCGCAUAACAAACGAGGUCAUUAUACUGCGACUGUCUGUGUCUACCUAUGGUUAUAUGAUAAACUCGUAGAAAUACGCAGCGCACAAUAUUAGCAGUCAAUAUCAAAGUACAAAGGUCGGCAAGUAUGUCUACAACGAGUAAAUUACUAAAAACUUUGAUCCUUGGCGCUCCUGCGUCGGGGAAGGGCACCAUAUCAUCUCGAAUAGUAAAGAAGUAUAACGUAGCACACGUAUCGAGUGGUGACAAGUUGAGGGACCACAUUGAAAAACAAACUGAUCUGGGAAAGGAAGUGAAAAAAUACUUAAAUGAAGGAAAACUGGUUCCAGAUGAUGUGAUGAUCAAAUUUAUGAUCACAGAACUGAAGAAAGUUGAAAACCAACCAUGGCUACUGGACGGAUUCCCGAGAACUGUGGCUCAAGCAAAUGCCUUGUGGAAGGUACAACCUGUAGAUGUUGUAGUGAACUUAGUAGUGCCAUUUGAAGUGAUUAUAGAUAGAGUGAAGAACCGCUGGGUGCAUUUAGCAUCAGGACGGGUGUACAAUAUUGGUUUCAAUACGCCUAAAGUUGAAGGCAAGGAUGAUGUGACUGGUGAAGAUUUAAUUCAAAGGCCUGAUGACAAACCUGAGGCUGUGCGCAAGCGUUUGGAAAUUUAUGACAGUAUUACAAGACCAGUCAUAGACUUUUACAAACAGAAAGGUAUACUCAAAGAGUUUGAGGGACGCACUUCUGAUGAAAUAUGGCCUAAAGUGACCGCCUAUUUGGAUCCAAUUUUCAAAAAGUAAGCAUAUCAACACACUUUUAUCAGCUGUAGGCGAAUACAGUCACGGAAACAAUAGAUAAAACUUUGAUAGGAAUUGUACUGGUGCUUCUAACAAUAGAAUUAAGUCACAAAAUAUGGUAAACUAUUUAAUGUAUUUUAUAGAACUUUUAUAACUGUUAAUUAUUUUGCAAAGCAGAGCCAUUUUAUUCCUGUUUUACCUUAUGGUAUAAUUUUAUAUUAUGUACCUACCUUUAUUUUACUAGAUAUAAUCAAAGUUGUAUUUUAAUGCAUUAUAGGUAGUUAUAAUUUUUAUUAAUUUUAAUGUUGAACACAUUUUUUUCCAAAUACCAAGAUUUAGUCCAAAGUUAUGUAGUGUGAGUGCAAUAUAGUGAAAUUGUGUGAUAGACGGUUAAUGUAGCAAAGAGUAUGUAGACAAGGAAAUUGUAUAUCACAUUGGUUACAGCCCUAGUCUUCCCUGUCGAUAUGUACUUAUGUAUUAGUGUAGUACUUAUGAAGUAGCUGCUAGUUAAGUAAUUGACAAAAAUAGUGCCUUAAUUGGGCUCACAGCAAGACACAAA
This is a messenger RNA of Helicoverpa armigera (cotton bollworm), 1631 nucleotides long. It is a transcript of the gene Ak3, whose product is annotated as GTP:AMP phosphotransferase AK3, mitochondrial. NCBI's taxonomy places the organism in Eukaryota, Metazoa, Arthropoda, Insecta, Lepidoptera, Noctuidae. The transcript has a single exon. Gene Ontology annotation, biological process: nucleobase-containing compound metabolic process. Bases 419 to 1075 code for a protein of 218 amino acids. Gene Ontology annotation, molecular function: ATP binding; AMP kinase activity. The record is from RefSeq and is a predicted model, not a curated record. Gene Ontology annotation, cellular component: mitochondrion; cytoplasm.